AUGGCGACUGGUGUUCGGUUACUGCGGCCGCAGGCCUCCACGCUCUCAAGAUGCGUCAAUUUGACGCGAAACCUUCGCCCAGAAGUGCGCUGCCUCUCACUCUUCGCUCGUCCCAAGUCAACCUACGAAGAGCAUAUACCAUUGAGUCCCGUGGGGCGACUGGGUUUGGCAAUCAGCUCUGGGGUUGGGGCUUUCCUGGACCCAAGGAAAGGAGAACUGAUUGCUGAUUUCGGCGAGGCAACGGCGCAGCCAUACUUCAUAUACAAGCUUCGAGAUCGCAUGCUCAUGAACGCUACUGGGCGACGAAUACUGCGCGACAGACCUCGGUUAACAUCUAAGUCCCUAGACAUCCCUCGUCUCCGCUCGCUGCCACCCAACACCGUUGGUUAUAACUAUGCUGCGUGGCUAGACGCAGAGGGCGUCACGCCAGAUACACGGGCGCAAGUGCGGUACAUAGAUGAUGAGGAGUGCGCAUACGUCAUGCAGCGAUAUCGCGAGUGCCACGACUUCUACCACGCCCUUGUUGGACUGCCAGUCUUUCGAGAAGGAGAGGUUGCACUCAAAGCGUUCGAGUUCGCCAACACUGGGCUACCGAUGACCGGUCUUGCUGUCUUCAGCGCGUUGACAUUGAAGAAAGGCGAGUGGAGGAGAUUCCUCGACAUAUAUGGACCUUGGGCUGCAAGAAAUGGAGCACGCGCCGACGACGUGGUCAACGUUUACUGGGAAGAGGAGCUAGAGACAGACAUCAACGAGUUGAGGACAAGGCUCGGUAUCGAGAAGCCGCCGGACCUUCGCGCAAUGCGCAAGGAAGCGCGCGAAGCGAGGAAAAAAGAGAAGGAGGCCAAAGAGGCCAUGACAAGAGCCGCUGUGUAA
Messenger RNA from Macroventuria anomochaeta, 873 nucleotides. RefSeq names its product ubiquinone biosynthesis protein COQ4, mitochondrial. The record is from RefSeq and is a predicted model, not a curated record. Gene Ontology annotation, biological process: ubiquinone biosynthetic process. Bases 1 to 873 code for a protein of 290 amino acids. Lineage: Eukaryota; Fungi; Ascomycota; Dothideomycetes; Pleosporales; Didymellaceae. Gene Ontology annotation, cellular component: mitochondrial inner membrane; mitochondrion. The transcript has 2 exons.